Molecule: messenger RNA, 4158 nt
Organism: Chelmon rostratus (copperband butterflyfish)
Lineage: Eukaryota; Metazoa; Chordata; Actinopteri; Chaetodontiformes; Chaetodontidae
Gene: srp68
Product: signal recognition particle 68
Exons: 16
Coding region: 40-1818 (592 amino acids)
Biological process (GO): SRP-dependent cotranslational protein targeting to membrane
Cellular component (GO): signal recognition particle, endoplasmic reticulum targeting
Molecular function (GO): signal recognition particle binding; 7S RNA binding; protein binding
Source: RefSeq, a predicted model, not a curated record
GAGCAUGUGUGUGUACCGCUUAGCAGUCAGCAUUUAGAGAUGGCCGCUGAAAAGCAAAACGAAGCUAAAGUUUCCCCCAUGGAUGAAAAUAAAGAAAAUUUGCCGGACGGUGGACUUGGACUGGAAAUUUUGCAGAUAAUCAAGGAGUCCCAGCAGCAGCAUGGCCUCAGGCACGGAGACUACCAGAGAUACAGGGGCUACUGCUCCCGCAGACUGCGUCGCCUGCGCAAGACUCUUGGCUUCAGGAUGGGCAACCGACACAAGUUCAUUGGCAAGAAGAUAACUGUGGAAAUAGUUUCUGACAGCAGGUAUCUGUUGCUGGUUUUGAUGGAGGCAGAGCGUGCAUGGAGUUAUGCCAUGCAGCUGAAGCAGGAGGCCAACACAGAGCCACGUAAGCGCUUCCACCUGCUUGCACGACUACGCAAGGCUGCCAAGCACAGCGAGAAGCUUGAGAAACUCUGUGAAAGCCCCCGUGUCGAUGCCAAGACCAAACUUGAGGCGCAGGCCUACACUGCAUACCUGACUGGUAUGGUGGAGUUUGAACUGCAGGAGUGGAAGCGUGCCAUGGAGGCCUUCAACAAGUGCAAGACCAUUUAUGAGAAGUUGGCCAGUGCUUUCACUGAGGAGAUGGCAGUUCUGUACCGGCAGCGUGUGGAUGAGAUAUCACCCAACAUCCGCUACUGUGCUUACAACAUCGGUGACCAGAACGCCAUCAAUGACCUAAUGCAGAUGAGACUAACUGGUGGUGGAGGAGGCAUGAUGGCUGAGAAACUAGAGGCCCUGAUCACUCAGGCAAGAACCAAGCAGGCAGCCACCAUGAGUGAGGUGGAGUGGCGAGGGCGGACGGUGCCCGUCAAGAUCGACAAGGCCCGCAUCUUCUUGUUGGGUCUGGCAGACAACGAGGCGGCUAUCGCUCAGGCAUCUAACGAGGAGACCAAAGAGCAUCUAUAUGAGACCCUGCUGGCCGAAUGCAGAGACACCAUCCAGGCUGUGAGAGAGGAACUCAAGAGUGAGGCGAAGCAGCGAGAGAGGAGCUCCGAUGCUGACAGUGGAAAGGUGUCCAACCUGCAGUUCCUGCACAGUUACCUGACCUACAUCAAGCUGUGUACGCUGGUGAAGAGGAAUGAGAGCAUGGCCCAUACUCUGCAGGCUAAACUAAAGGAACCUGAAGCCGACGAGAACAAGAGAGGACCCCGUCCACAGGACCUCAUCCGCCUGUACGACAUCAUCCUGCAGAGUCUGGCUGAGCUCUCCACCCUGCAGGGUCUGGAGGACGACCACACCUUCCAGAAGGAGGUGUCCCUCAAGACCCUGGUGUACAAGGCCUACAGGUGUUUCUUCAUAGCCCAGUCUUAUGUGCUGGUGAAGAAGUGGAGUGAGGCAUUGGUGCUGUAUGAGAGGGUGCUGAAGUAUGCCAAGGAGGUCCAGUCUAAGGCCAAGAGCCUCAACAACAGCCUCAAGGAUCUCCCUGACGUUCAGGAGCUCAUUGCUGAGGUUAACGCUGAAAAAUACUCUCUCCAAGCUGCUGCCAUCUUAGACACUGAUGAGACUGCUGAAGCUCCCUCUCAGCAGCAGGUGAAAGACAACACGCCCCUCUGCAACCGCCUGGAGACCUUCCGCCUCGACCCCGCCCUCGUAGGAAAGCAACCCAAUCUGGUCCAGUUCCCUCCUGACUUCCAGCCAAUCCCCUGCAAGCCCCUUUUCUUCGACCUUGCUCUCAACCAUGUGGCCUUCCCACCCCUGGAUGACAAGGUGGAGCAGAAGGGCAAGGGUGGUCUCACCGGUUACAUCAAGGGCAUCUUCGGUUUUGGCAGUUAAAUCAGUCUCCAAGCUUUGCUCUCCACAGGAGGACCACCAGGCCCUCUGUUUACCACCAACAACCAGACUUGCGUCAUUUGAUAAUUAGAUUGAUUUCAGUUAUGUUUGAUUUUUAGUGCCUAAGUGCAAGAUGGGUCGAGUUUGCAGCUCUGUGGAAGGUAGAGUGAGUCUAAUCUUCCAAGCAAGAUAAUGAAUCAAGUCCACAUGCCACCAUCAGUAAUAACACCAACCUGCGUGAGUUCCUAGAAUAAGGCUCCCUGCUUAAUUUGACAUUAACUGGAGCUUUCUCUGUGGCUUUCAUGUUUUAGAGGUUGCAAUACCAAGGUUUUGAUUCAAAUUCAACAAAGUUGCCAAUCUCACAGUCCUUUCACAGCAAACUCAGCCACUUGGGCACCACUAGGUUUUUGUCUUUUUCAGUGUUAUGUAAGCGCCUUCAUCUAUUUCUCUUCUUCUUCUUUUUCUUUGUGUGAGAGAUGUUUUCAGCAUCGGCUCUCAAACAUAAAAUGUACAAAGUGCAGUUUUGCAUCGGCACCUACGUCAGCUUUAAAAACAAUGUGGCACUCAUCAAACCAUCAAUAUCCUGGGACAAACUGAAGCUGCAUUAUCAGCCGAGAUAGUUUCAGAAGACUUCAGCCGUGUCCCACUUCUGCCCUUCACCCUUCUCUCUGCUCUCUCCUCCUUUUGAAUGUGCAAUAAGGCACCAAUUUAUGAUUAAAAAAAACUCAGCCCACCACAUCUUUCUCCUUAAACUGGAUAUGAUUUGCUGUUGAAGCACAAGAAGAAAUCCACCUCGACACUGUUUGUUGUCCGUCUUUUUUAAGUGGCGUCUGAUGUGUCCAUGUCAUUUAAACAGUAAUACAACCAAGACCUCUUCGAAUGGAGGAAGACUGAACUGAGGAAAAAAAGUUAUGGCAAGAACUGGUUUGAGCUUGAAAGUUGUAGGUGCGUUAACAGGACGAUGAAAGACAAAGCCAUGACUCGAAAUGUUGUUUUUCUUCUUCCUCAAAAAAAAUGCAGGAUAGUUCAGUGUUUUAAUUGGUCAACCAUCAACUGCAGCUUAUAUGUUGUAUGACAUUUGACACUAAACUUGCCGUCUACAUGGAAGCGCAAGCCUCGUUUUUAACACCCAUCAAUGCCUCACAUUAUCAGUGCACACAGGGUCUGCUGGCUGAUGAGAGCACUGAAGUGGGAAAUAAUUGUAAGUUCCGCUCUUCAAACUAAUUGAUUCCUCUUUUUAUUUGGACUUUUUCCAUUUACAUUUCAGCAGACUGACUGUUGUUGGACAGCAGUUUUCAGCAGCUUCUUAUUCGCCUCACCACCACGCCUGUGUGUCCAUCAUGAGUCGGACUAAAAUGUUUUCAUCACCAGUGACAUGUCUAUGGAUGUACUGUAAUACUCAAGUAAUCGUAAUAACUUGUUUGCCAGCCAUAAUGUCCAAAGCAGCUCAUUUUCUGUGACCCUUCAGGGACCUGGUUUCUGUUACUCGCCCACUCGUACAGCUAACUUUGGCUCACUCAUAUUUAUCAGUGUCUUGGUUUUUUUUUUUUUUUUUUUUUCUUCCCCUCCCUCUCAGUGUUUUAUGUAGGAAAAAAUAAGAUGGAAGUGCUGGAAUAGUUCCAGCACUUUACAAUUAGCCUGGAAGACAAUUAGUCAAUAGUGGAAAGAGAAGUGAAAUGAUGAGAAUGUAUCAUUUGGUUUAAUUUCCAGGCCUGUGAUUAAAAUAUAUUUACACCAAAUGGUUUUCUUGAUAUUUGUUGUUCACUAGUUCUGUGGACAUUCCAGUGACAUUAAUUAAAGGGUAUUCAUUCAGAGAUACCCAAAUACCGCGAUGGAGGAGAAAAGGGCUUUUUUGUGAAGAUUUAGUUAGAACAGUUACAAAAUCAAACCCCAUGUUUUACAGAAUUAAAGAAGAAAUUCCAAAGGAACUGAAGAGGUGUGACUAUAGCGCCUCAGUCUUGAGCGUGGGUGUGUCAGAGUGCGUAGGAUGCCUCAGCAGGGUGUGAGUGUGUUGAGGUUUACUUUGUGUAAAUGCAUUUUCAUAAGAAUGAGUAAUUGUAUAGGUUUGCUUGUUAAACACUUGCAGCGGUGCAAUUACUUUUUACCUACAUUUUAAUGUCAAAGUCAUAAAUAUACUUAAUUAAGUGAAUGAACUGUCUCCUUAACACACACACUCUACCUGAUGUCUAAUCUGCUGUCUGUCAUCACUCUCCUAUACACACAUUCCUUUGUCACUGUAGAAACACACAUACUCUCUGGAUGGACUGAAGGUAUUUGUGCCUCGAUGAGGUGGAAAUAAAAGAUUAUCUGCUGGAAGAAACCAGUGAUGUGACAGUAUCACUA